Messenger RNA from Penicillium griseofulvum, 597 nucleotides. RefSeq names its product GNAT family N-acetyltransferase. Lineage: Eukaryota; Fungi; Ascomycota; Eurotiomycetes; Eurotiales; Aspergillaceae. The transcript has a single exon. Gene Ontology annotation, molecular function: acyltransferase activity, transferring groups other than amino-acyl groups. The record is from RefSeq and is a predicted model, not a curated record. Bases 1 to 597 code for a protein of 198 amino acids.
AUGCCAGACUUCACCUUCCCCCCAGACUUCAAAAUCUCCACCCCACGUCUCCAAAUCACCCCAUUCGACCCCACCGAUCCAUCCCACAGCGGCUUCCUAGUCAAACUCUGGAAUACAGACGAUUUCAUCAAUUCCUGCGGGAAAACCGGAAUCACCACACUAGAAAAGGCAUCUUCAUUCCUCCAAGGCCGAGUUUCAGCACACUACGCCUACCAUGGUUACGGCAUGUACCUAGUCUCGCGACACACAGAUGAUGGCUUGAAGCCGAUUGGUACUGUAUCGCUUAUGAGGGGGAUUCCGCCAGAUUCGGGUUAUCUUGCCCCGGAUAUCGGGUUUGCUGUGUUACCCGAAGAAGGGCGGAAGGGGUAUGCGACCGAGGCGGCAAAGGGACUUUUGGAAUAUGCGAGUAAAGAUCUUGGGAUAGAUGCUGUGUUUGGAUUCUGUUCACCGACGAAUCUGCGGAGUCGGGGUGUUUUGGAGAAGCUUGGGAUGGUGUUUAGGGGGGUCAGGCCUUUGAAGGCUUUUGGUGGGGAGGAUAGUGCUGUUUAUGUUUUGCCGGGGAUGAGUGAGGAUUUGAGUGUUUAUGAUCUUGACUAG